Messenger RNA from Sardina pilchardus (European sardine), 6116 nucleotides. It is a transcript of the gene eif2ak3, whose product is annotated as eukaryotic translation initiation factor 2-alpha kinase 3. The record is from RefSeq and is a predicted model, not a curated record. Lineage: Eukaryota; Metazoa; Chordata; Actinopteri; Clupeiformes; Clupeidae. Gene Ontology annotation, biological process: protein phosphorylation. Bases 556 to 3858 code for a protein of 1100 amino acids. Gene Ontology annotation, cellular component: cytoplasm; nucleus. The transcript is spliced from 18 exons. Gene Ontology annotation, molecular function: eukaryotic translation initiation factor 2alpha kinase activity; protein binding; ATP binding.
UGUGAGGCACAAGUUCUGUAGGCCAUUGGCUGAGCUGCAGCCAUAUUACAGCCACGGUGCACAGUCAUGUCCAGACACGCCACUAGUCUCCCUUUUCUCUCGCCGCCCACAUGAUUUGAUUGACGUGCUUGCGUCCAAUAAUAUUCCGCGUUUGAUGGGCGGUUCACGUGGGCACAUUCAGUCGUGAAUGACAUCUGAGUUGAGCAAUCGGCGAUUGCUUAGUAGACGAGUUGUUAUGAUUGACUUGACAAAGACGCUACCAUCUUGCAGUACAGGAAACUUCACACGUUUAACAUUUUUUACAGCCAAUACCAGUUUGGAAACAGGGUGGGUUCGGCGUUACCAAGGCUCGUCCGACGUCAAGUAUAAAGGGAAUAUCAUGGUGCCCAAGUGGCCAUGAAUGUUUACGUUAAGAAAAGACAACGGGAAGACUAGGCUUGGUGACGAACUAGCUCAAGAAAUUACUUUUUGAGCGUUGUUUUGUCACCACUUCCAUUGUAUUCACUCUGGGGUUUGGUAUGUGAAUGCCUCUUCACUGAUGAGACACUUUUACCAAUGGAAAAGGGGUUUCAGUUAGGAAAUGUGGGCAUUUCUCUGGUGCUCCUGUUGUUGCUUCGAGCUCUGACUGGGACUUCUGCAACUCAAGCCUCCAUCGACAAGGACACAGAACCCGACACGGCCGACGAUGGAGUUACGGAGCGAGCCCUGGAAAGCGUUCCGACCCCAGGAUAUGGGGACGUGACUGUUGAAGAUGACGAGAAUAGUGCGAAUGGAGAAACCGAGGAGGCACCUGGGGACAGCGAUGGAAGCUUCGACCACAAAAGGUCUUUGGUGAUCAUCAGUACUCUGGACGGCCGCAUCUCAGCGCUGGAUCCGUACAAUCGGGGCCAAAAGCAGUGGGAUCUGGAUGUGGGCUCCGGCUGUCUGGUCUCCUCCAGUCUCAGCAAACGAGAGGUGUUCAACAAGGUGAUGAUUCCGUCUCUGGACGGGGCGUUGUUCCAGUGGAACCGUGAGCGGGAGACGAUGGAGGCCGUGCCCUUCACCGUGGAGUCCCUGCUGGACUCGUCCUACCGCUUUGGGGACGACUCCGUCCUGGUGGGGGGCAAAUCGCACACCACCUACGGCCUGGGAGCCUACUCUGGAAAGCUGCAAUACAUCUGCUCAGCGGUGGGCUGCAGUCGCUGGGCUGGAGAGGAGACUGAGCCGGAGGACGUGCUUCUCCUCCAGAGGACCCAGAAGACCGUCCGAGCCGUCCGGCCUCGCAGCGGUGUUGAGAUGUGGAACUUCAGCGUGGGAACGUUUGAGCUGAAAUUCGUUCCCGAGACCCAGUCCACCCUCAACUUCCUGGAGGGGGAGAUUCCUGCCGGAGACACACUGCAGGGCAAACGCAAGCUGAUCGACGAGGCCGACUCGCACAUACACACGGACACGGACACGGACCUGGUCAUCAAGGUGUCCGUGCCCGACUGGAAGGUCAUGGCCUUCAGCACCAAGCCCGGCGGUCAGCUGAUCUGGGAGCACCAGUUCUGCACGCCGAUCGCUUCCGCCUGGUUGGUUGGCGGGGGGAAGGUGACGCCCAUCAGCCUGUUUGAUGACACGGCCUACACGUCGCAGAGCGACGAGGAGACCCAGAACGAGGAGGACGACGACAUCAUGGAGAAGGCUCGCGAAGCCACGGAGAGCAGUGUUUACCUUGGUAUGUACCAGGGGCAACUCUACCUGCAGUCCUCUGUGAGGAUCUCUGAGAAGUUUCCCUCGAAGCCCAAUGCUUUGGACCCGGCCAACCCCCAGCCUCUGCCCACAGUCCGAUGGAAGCCCCUCAUACCAGAUUCCCCAUCCCGUACUCCAGUGCUGGUUGGCUCAGAAGAGUUCGACAAGUGUCUGAACAACGACCGGUUUUCUCACGAGGAGUACAGCAAUGGUGCCUUGUCAGUGCUGCAGUACCCCUACGAUAACGGCUACUACCCGUACAGCGCACGCUUCCGUGAGCGGCGGGAGGUGUCGGUGGGCACGUUGACCGGGGGAGGUGAGGGGGGGUCGGGCCGCAGGAAGGACCCCGUGCUGCUGCUGCCCUGGUGGAAGGAGAUCGUGGGCACCAUCGUCUUCUGCAUCGCCGCCACCACCUACAUCGUCCGCAAGUUCUUCCACCCCACCGCCACACAAGCACGGCAGAGGAAAGAGUCAGAGACUCAGUGUCAGACUGACAGCAAGUUUGAUGUCGAGGAACCAGAACCCAAAGAGGUGGUUGUCACGGAAACACGUCCGAGUGAAUACAUAUCCAGGUAUCUGACUGACUUUGAGCCUCUGCAGUGCCUGGGACGAGGUGGGUUUGGGGUUGUGUUUGAAGCUCGGAACAAAGUGGACGACUGUCACUAUGCCAUCAAGAGGAUCAGACUCCCCAACAGGGAGGUGGCGCGUGAGAAGGUGAUGCGGGAGGUGAAGGCUCUGGCGAAGCUCGAGCACCCGGGCAUCAUCCGCUACUUUAACGCCUGGCAGGAGAGCCCACCUCAGGGCUGGCAGGAGGAGAUGGACACACGCUGGCUCAAAGACGCAAGUGUUGCCGACUGGCCGCUGAGUUCCCCGGAGCACCUGGAGCCGGUGUCGGUGAAGGUUCCGGUGUGGAACUCGGAGCGCUCCGACCCGCUGUGCGUGUGCGUGUGCGGCCCGGACGGCGACGCCAUCGUCAGCAGCGGCGGCGGCGGCAGCAGCCUGCGCACGUCCGAGCGGCAGGCGCGCGACAGCCUCAUGUCCGAGCACGAGAACGAGAACACACACACGCACACGCACACGCACACGCAGGACGCGGACGCCGACGAGGGCUCGGACUCGCCGCACUCGUUCGAGCUCUGCCCGCCGCGCUCCGUCGCCAUCCCGUGCGGCCUCGGGGCCAGCGCCGGCGACUGCACCUCCUCGUCCUUCGACAUCGUCUUCGAGGACUCGGGCUGCCACGACAACCGCGAGGAGGAGGAGGAGGACGAGGAGGAGGAGGAGGAGGAGGAACACAACGCCGUCAGCGCGCCGGCCGACUCCACCACCACCACGCCCCACGACAAGGCCGCGUCGUCCGGCCAGCACACGCCCAGCUGCCCAGCGUCCACCUCGCCCCCCCGGCCCUCCUCACUGGCCCUCGGACCCGCCACACCCCCCACCGCCGCCUGCCGGCCCCUGGCCACCCCCAAGGUCUACCUGUACAUCCAGAUGCAGCUGUGCCGCAAGGAGAACCUGAAGGACUGGAUGGGCCAGCGGGGGGCGCCAGAGCUGCGCGAGUGCCUCAACAUCUUCCUGCAGAUCGCCGAGGCCGUCGAGUUCCUGCACAGCAAGGGCCUCAUGCACCGAGACCUGAAGCCGUCCAACAUCUUCUUCACCAUGGACGACGUGGUGAAGGUGGGCGACUUCGGGCUGGUGACGGCCAUGGACCAGGAGGAGGACGACCAGGAGGAGAUGACCCUCACGCCCAUGCCAAUCUACGCCCGCCACACGGGCCAAGUGGGCACCAAGCUCUACAUGAGCCCCGAACAGUUAUCAGGGAACUCAUACUCUCAUAAGGUGGAUAUUUACUCUCUGGGCCUGAUCCUGUUUGAGCUCCUUUGUCCGUUCCGCACACAGAUGGAAAGAGUCCGGACUCUGACUGACGUGAGAGCUCUUCAGUUUCCUGCCUCUUUCACCAAGAACAAUGUCCAAGAGGCGGACAUGGUGCGUUCCAUGCUGUCGCCCAACCCUGCAGAGCGUCCAGAAGCGUCCGACAUCACCGACGCGCCGCUCCUCAACGAGUUUGAGCUGCCCUGCAGAAUCCGCCAGCGCUCGCGAACCUACAGCGCAUCUUCUGCUGGAAGACCCUCUCGCUCCUCACACACAUAAACAAACAAACAAACAAACAAACAAACAAACAUUCAAACAAACAAACAUUCAAACAGACAGACAGACAGACAAACAAAUACACAAAAACACACACACACCAUCUGAAAAAUAUACACAUUCACAUUUUUCACAUUUCAGUUGCCCUCCAGGAUUUGACUACACUAAGAGACACAACAUUCCAUAUGAAGGAAUAUGGACUUGUAUAUCACACACACACACACACACACACACACACACACACACACACACACACACAUAAAAGCACUGCCCUGGAGGCUGUGCUCUUUUGACCACAUUACACUUACACACAACAACUUAUGGAUAACCAAUACACACACAAACACACACACACACACACACACACACACACACACACACAAUCAUGCAGACAGACUGCCUUUGAUUGCUGCAGUCCACUUCUCCACCUCAGAGUGGGAGCUGUGAUAUCAGUCUUUUUAUCUGCCUGCAUGAGGAAGUCGGACGCAUCUCUCUCUCUCUCUCUCUCUCUCUCUCUCUCUCCCUCUCUCUCUCUCCUCUCUGAACUGUUUCUCUUUUUUUUGGACACGGGACCUCUUUUUCUCUUCAGAGUGUAAAUAAGUCAAGACGACAAUGCGCACACACACAAAGGCGCACACGCGUGUGCGCACAGACACGCGCACACACACACACACUCGCACGCAGACUUAUACACGCUUAACACGGAAGAUGCAGCCUCCUUGUGCGGAGGUAUGAAUGGCCUUGGAACAGUAGCUUGGAGACAUAAUGGGCGAAGCUUGAAAACAGAGACUUUCAGCAAAGACCUCUCACAGCCAUCCUAACCAAUGAGGACCUCUCUUACCUUUGACCUUGGUUGGGCUGUGGGAUGUGUGUGUGUGUGUGUGUGUGUGUGUGUGUGUGUGUGUGUACGAACGGUGUGUUCACCAAACGGAGCGUGUCGGCAGACUGCCAACACCAUGACGUUCAAAGUAUGUGAGUGUAUGUUUAGCUUUUAAUUCGGAGUGUAGGCAUUAUCGAAGUGGAGGCAUCGUCAUUGGUGGGGGGGAGAUGAUUUUUGAUGCCUUCAAACAAGUGUAUUCAAGGGAUCGCUGUGUGUGUGUGUGUGUUUGUGUGUGUGAAUGAGCGUACGAAUGAGUGUACGUAUGUGUAUGAAUGUGUACACCUGUGUGUUUGUGUGUGUGUGUAUCUGUGCGGCUUGGUCUGCACAUGUGUGUGUGUGUGCUCGCUUGUGUGUGAUGUUGCAAUGGCAUUACUUUGGAUCAGGACCGAAGAUCACAUCAGCUACCAAAUAUCGAAGCUGCCCUUAAAUUGUGAAUUACAUAAGUAAUUACUGUAAGUUUCUCUUUUUUUCUAAUACGGUCUUUCAUGAAGGAGAUCUAACUUGUAGAUUUUUGUAUAUUGCGGAAAACUUAUUUUCCUUAAACUGAUUUCUAUCAAAGGUUUGGGUGCUCUGAUGACCAGAAGUGAGAGGCUUUUUCUCGGACGAAUGCUUGAAAAUCAGGACAGACUGUGUGUUACUCAGAUAUGUCACUAAUUUCAUGUGUGUGCAUGGGCUGUGUGUGUGUAGGUUUACAUACAUACUACCAGCUGUGACUUGGUGCCAUGUAGCCCUGUCAGCUUUGGUAUCCACUUGGCCACAGUAUAAUUGGUAAACACACUUAAAACAAACACUCUUUGAACCGUCUGUAGUACUCACUGGACAAAGUCCUCACACGCUCGUGGCUACCAACUAUAACAGAGUAUCCAACAACAACAAGAAGAAAAUCACAGUAUAUCAUAGUGUCUCAAGAUCUUUAUGUACUACUUCCACUCGACUGACAGUUACAUUUACUGAAUCUGUUCAUAUCUUUCCAAACAAACACCGUUCAGGUUGGUUUUGCCUUGUUUUGCCAGAGAUGAGUUCCGUAUUGAGAAAGAUGAAGUUCAAAACUCAUUUUGACUGGUGUCUAUCCUCUUUCCAAAUCAAACCGUGACAAAGUGCUGUCCUUCAAUACCGGUAACUCCUCUCAAACCAUACGAUUGUGCCCAUGGGCUCCGUUCUCUCUCUCUCUUUCUCUCUCUCUCUCUCUCUCUCUGGCUAUCUACCUUGUAAAUAUGUUUAUUUGUUUCUAUUUAUGUUCAUUGCAGAAGUCAAUCCUGUGGGGUUGGUGGUUUAUAAAUAUUAAACAAAAAAUUAUAUGAAAAUGUGUUUCAGACGCUGGAGCGCAUUGAAAUAUUGUGACUUCUUAUAAGUCAGGAUUUAUUAAAAACAUUCUAUGACA